This is a messenger RNA of Physcomitrium patens, 2572 nucleotides long. Its product is annotated as F-box/kelch-repeat protein At5g15710. Lineage: Eukaryota; Viridiplantae; Streptophyta; Bryopsida; Funariales; Funariaceae. The record is from RefSeq and is a predicted model, not a curated record. Gene Ontology annotation, molecular function: protein binding.
ACUUAGAAGUAGGUAGGUAAACAAACACAUCCACAGCAACCUACUUCUAAGUACUGUGAUAGAUUGUUGUGCCCUUACUUCCGUUCCUGGUUCUCUCUUUCUCUCUCUCUCUCUCUCCCUCAUGAGCUCAUAGAUGCUAUUUGUACUCGUUGCCUGUCUGUCUGCUUACAGUGGUGGCAAUUGGCGUAGGUGAGAUUAACGAGGUGUGUGGACCUGUUCUUCUUCUGCGUUUUGGGUUUUGGGAAAUUUCCUCUUGUUUUGUGCUGCUUCGACUGUGCGUGUAGGUCUUUCUUUAACUUGGUCGGUGGAGGGCGAUUGUAAGCCCUGUCCACUCUUAGUCGAUCUGGCACUCUUUGCACGCUCCCUCUGGAGCAGCUCUCAUCGUGCUUUAUUUGGCAGCCUUUUCACUGCGAAGUAUUGACGUCGUCUCAGGUUUUCUUAAUCAAGCUAUUCCUGGAAUAGUCAGGUGAGGAAACAGCUGAUAGAAUCACUUCCAUUGUGUCGCCCCUCUUGUAUGCACACAAGUGUGACGCACUGUUUGACUUGCUGUAGAAGCUGGCUAUGGCUAUGUCGGCGAGGGGUGGAAAAGACCCUGGUACGGCCGUCAUAACGUUUCAAUCUGGGUGCAUGUCUUUUAUUGCUCUUCUCCUCGUCUUUAAGGACAGAGGCCUAUAUGCAAGCAAGCAAAUGGAUUCCGACGUACUCUUUGUAUAAGCGCAUUGAUCUUAGAAAUAUAGUUAGGUCUCCAACUUUGAAACUACGAAAAGUCGUAUAUCUCGAAACUUCUGGAUGAGUACCGUUGUCAGCAGCUCAAACAGCUCAAGUCAAGCCAAGUCAAAGCAGGUCAGGUCUAGUUACGUCAAGUCAGGCCAAGUGGUCGACUCGCGAUUCCCUUACAAAGAUCUCUGUACGUUUUCAAAAUUUGUGUAGCACACUGCCCUGCUGUGCAAAACGUGGACAUUAGUUCUUGAGGUUGCUGAUUUCAGCUUUAGCGCGUUUUUAGUUCUCAUAUUCUGUGCUCUGAUUUGGCCCAGAUUUGAUGAUACGAAAUCUGAGCUAAGCCUACUCUCUUCCAUGGCUUACGGUGACGUCUCAGUUGUGAGUAUGAUGCCUGAAUUAACUAACUCUAUUGACGAUGAUUCUGGUUCUUCGCCGUGGACGUCCCUGCCAACCGAUAUCGUCGAGCAUGCCCUUGCUUUGCUUCCCUUCCCGUACAUAUUUCAAGUGCGCUCUAUCUGUAAGAAAUGGAAUUCUUUAAUCUUCUGCUCUCAGUUCCAAGAGGCCUCCUUACGAUGCCCUGUGCCUUGGGGACAAUUUUAUUCGCCCCGAAUUGGAUGGAAGGGUGGAGCUUCUCCAUUGGUCACAUGGCAAUCAUACAAUCUCUCUGAAGGGAAAUGGGUCAGUAUGCCUCAAUUUGAAUUUCCAACGUUUGCCAGAAAAUUCUCUUGGAAUUUGAUAGCAGCCAAUGGAGGACUAUUCUGCUUUGGAGCUUCGGAUGCGCGGCGAUUAUUAGUUUGUAAUCCUAUGACGAAGAGGUGGAAGGAGCUUCUUCCGGUGAGCUUAGAUUCUAAAGCUCCAAUAAUCAGUCACAUGAUUGUGGACGAACAAAGAAAUUCCUACGAUAUUCUAUUUUUAGUCUCAAAAGCUUCCUGGGACACACGGGGACUUUCUGUUGUUUUUGCAGGUAAUGCUGCAUAUAAACAGCCUGAUGCUAGAUGUCGCAUGGUAGAUUUGUACGACUCCGUAACUGACACUUGGAAUGCAGCUGAGAUGUUGCCAGCCGACUUGAUUUUGAAGAGUGGAGCUUACUGCAGUGGUGAAUUUUACUGCUUGACCCGACACUUUCUGACUGGUCGUUACACAAUAGUGAUUCUAGAUCUGACCAUGCUGAGAUGGAGAGAUAAUAAUAUUCGUAUUCCAGAGGGUUUUGAGAAUUAUCCCUACAUCGUAGCUUGCUCGGGGCAGGUGCACUUGGUCAGUGGAAGCUCUGAAGCUACAGAUACGAUGCCGAUGGCAAGCAUUGGGAUUUUUCGGUUGGAUCCUAACCUUUCAAGUUGGGAAAAAGUAAGCGAGUACUCAAAUUUCCAGUUCCUUCGAUCUACUGGGGCAAUCUAUGGUUGCGGGGCUCAUGGAUCGAAGAUUUAUGUGGUAACAUAUGCAUAUGAUAUGUGGAUUGCUGUUUACAACAUUUCUACCGGCAUUUGGGAGGAGCCCAUCAAAGGCAAUUUCUACGACAUGAAGGACAUCUUUGAGACUAAAUUCUCUUUCCAACCCAACCUUCGAGUUGCACCCUGAGCAAUGUAUUUUGAACCUCGGGAAUGUGAAAGUAGCUCUCUAGAAGAACCUGUAUAGUAGAGAUGGCCGUCUUUUCUACGUUUUCGCCCAUUCUAGUAGCAAAUGAGAUUGUCAUGAGUUUUCUAGAACUUGUACAUUUUGGUGAUCACUUGGUGUAUAGCUGAAGCACAAACACCUUGCAAUUAACUUUGUUAGGUUCUUAAAUCGCCAGAUUUCUGCUUUUCAAUGGUGUGCUCCUCUCCGUUCAGAUUUAAAUCAGUGGGUUCUUUCAGACUUU